Messenger RNA from Mollisia scopiformis, 1362 nucleotides. Its product is annotated as HAD-superfamily hydrolase. Gene Ontology annotation, biological process: glycerophospholipid biosynthetic process. The transcript has 3 exons. NCBI's taxonomy places the organism in Eukaryota, Fungi, Ascomycota, Leotiomycetes, Helotiales, Mollisiaceae. Gene Ontology annotation, cellular component: mitochondrion. The record is from RefSeq and is a predicted model, not a curated record. The coding region runs from base 1 to 1362 and encodes 453 amino acids.
AUGCGGCCAUGGACAACUACCCUCAGAUGGAGUUCUUGUCGUUCUCGUUCUUUCUCUGCCCGUUGCGCACGCAAUCCGAUCCGCCAUGACGUCUCUAAGAUAGUUCCCGCUGCUCAAGCUUUACACAUUCAACCCCAUUCACAGUCUCGGCCUCGCACUUCACAACAGCCCACCAGCCGACCAUACAGUAUUCCUGCUUCUACAACUAACGGACCACCUAGCUUUGCCUUCGCUUUUGAUAUUGAUGGCGUGCUCCUGCGAUCCUCUACCCCCAUACCUGGAGCUGCGAAAGCCCUGAAAUACCUCCACAGGCACAAUAUACCAUUCAUUCUAUUGACUAAUGGUGGCGGGAAGCACGAAAGCGCGCGGGUGGCAGAGUUGACAGACAAGCUGGGCGUGCCCCUCUCGGAGGAGAACUUUGUUCAAUCUCAUACCCCAUUUAAGCAAUUGGUCGAGGGCUCCGACACGAUUCAUGCUCUGAAGGAUAAGACAAUAUUGGUUACGGGUGGAGAUGGUGACCAAUGCCGGAGAGUGGCUGAGAGGUCAGUUCCCCAAGACUUGGUAGACUUACGCAGGUACGGCUUCAAGAAUGUUAUAAUUCCUGGCGACAUUCUUAUGGCAAAUCCUACGGUUUGGCCUUUCAGUCAAGUCUUCACGGACUAUUAUCAGAAGAUUCACAAACCAUUACCUCGUCCUGUCGACUUCGCAGACCCUGCCAAGUCCCUCAAGAUUGAUGCCAUAUUUGUCUUCAGCGACCCUCGAGACUGGGCCCUCGACUCACAGAUUAUACUUGACCUGUUGUUAUCUAAAGAUGGAAUACUGGGAACCUACUCAGACAAAAAUGGGGACGCCUCUCUUCCGAAUGAUGGUUGGCAACAGGACGGACAGCCAAAGCUUUACUUCUCGAACCCGGAUCUAUUCUGGGCAGCUAGUUACCACAUGCCACGAUUAGGCCAAGGCGGCUUCCAAGCUUCCUUGCAAGGUGUUUGGGACGCAACGACCAGCGGAGCAGAUCUCAAGCGAACGGUAAUUGGUAAACCAUAUCCCGAGACCUACAGCUACGCAGAGAGUGUCCUCAACAACCAUCGCACUCAGCUACUUAGCGGUAAUGGUGCAACGAAGAAACAAUUCGGCAAACUACAGCGGGUUUUUAUGGUAGGGGACAACCCAGAGAGCGAUAUCCGAGGUGCGAACGAUUUCAAGAGCCCUCUUGGAAUAGAAUGGACCAGUUGUUUGGUCGAGACUGGUGUGUUUAGAAGAGGCACAAAACCAAAAUAUGCGCCAGGAGUCAUCGUUGAUGAUGUCCUUGAGGCUGUGACAUGGGCAUUGAAAUCAGAAGGGUGGAAAGGGAGCAUUGCCUAG